Messenger RNA from Colius striatus (speckled mousebird), 1508 nucleotides. RefSeq names its product NADH:ubiquinone oxidoreductase complex assembly factor 7 (gene NDUFAF7). NCBI's taxonomy places the organism in Eukaryota, Metazoa, Chordata, Aves, Coliiformes, Coliidae. Gene Ontology annotation, molecular function: protein-arginine omega-N symmetric methyltransferase activity. Gene Ontology annotation, cellular component: mitochondrion. Gene Ontology annotation, biological process: mitochondrial respiratory chain complex I assembly. Bases 111 to 1454 code for a protein of 447 amino acids. The record is from RefSeq and is a predicted model, not a curated record. The transcript has 10 exons.
CCUCACGUAGGCGGCGAGACGCAGCGAGGCCACCCAGCGUCCAGGACCCGGAGAAGAGAACAGGAAGAAGAGGAGGAGCGUGCCCGGACGCGGGCGCCGGUGCUGGUGCCAUGGCGCUAUUUCUGGCGCGCCACGCGCUCCUCGCCGCCGCUCGGAGCUCUGCCGGUAGCCGCCGGCUCCUCCGUCACCGUGCUCCGGCGGCGGCGCGUCCGUCCUCGGGCGCGGCAGAGGCCGAGGGGCCCGGCCGGGACACUGCCAUGCUGCGGCACCUGUUGUUCAAGCUGCGCGCCACCGGGCCCGUGACAGUGGCCGAGUACAUGCGGGAGGCGCUCACCAACCCCGGCCAGGGUUACUACACGCGCUGCGGCGGCAUCGGAGAAAGCGGCGAUUUCGUCACCUCACCUGAAAUAAGUCAGGUAUUUGGAGAGUUGAUAGGAAUAUGGUAUGUCAGCGAGUGGAUGGCCUCGGGCAGACCUCCAGCGUUCCAGCUGGUGGAACUGGGCCCGGGGAGAGGCACUCUCACUGAUGACAUCUUACGGGUCUUCAAGCAGCUUGCCUCUUUACUUAGUAAAUGUGAUAUCUCUGUCCAUCUGGUAGAAGUGAGUCCCAAACUCAGCAAGAUCCAAGCGCUGACGCUGACGGGACGGAAGGCGCAGUUGAACUCCAAGGACAAGUCUGCUUACAUGCAAGGCCUUAGCAACACUGGAAUUCCCAUCUUCUGGUACAGAGACAUUCAAGAUGUGCCAGCAGGUUACAGCUUUUACCUGGCCCAUGAGUUUUUUGAUGCCCUGCCAAUACAUAAGUUUCAGAGAACAGAGAAAGGCUGGCGGGAAGUGUUGGUUGAUAUAGAUCCGGAAGUUCCUGACCAGCUGCGGUUUGUCCUCUCACCAUCCAGUACCCCUGCAACAGAAAACUUUAUUCAGCCAGGAGAAAGGAGGGAUCACAUGGAGGUGUGUCCUGAGGCCGGCAUCAUCAUUCAGAGGCUUGCCUCUCGCAUAGAGGAGGACGGAGGGGCCGCGCUCAUUGCUGACUAUGGGCACGAUGGCACCAAAACUGACACUUUCCGGGGCUUCCGGAAUCACAAACCUCAUCAUGUACUGAGAGCUCCAGGUACAGCGGAUCUGACUGCAGAUGUUGAUUUCAGCUAUCUUCAAAAGAUGACAGAGGGAAGAACAGCCACGUUGGGCCCCAUAAAACAGCGGGAGUUUCUAAAAAACAUGGGCAUUGACCUUCGAUUACAGGUGCUCUUGCAGAAUUCAUAUGACAAAGCAACUCAUGAGCAGUUACUUCAUAGCUAUGAUAUGCUGAUGAAUCCCAAGAAGAUGGGGGACUGUUUCAACUUCUUUGCCCUGCUGCCGCACUGCAGACUUGAACUUCCUGCCAAGAAACCUCAGCCCAACUCACAAGCUCCCUUACCUCCUGUUGCUGGAUUCAGUGAGCUCUCACUGAAGUAAUUUAAAAUACUAUUGCAAAAUGUCUCAAAAAGCUUUCAGUAGAAACCUGUUUAA